AUGGAUAAUCGAACAGUUGAUAUGCCUAUAGAGAGUAAUGCAAAGUACUCUCCAACUGAUGGUGUCCCAUUAUCAGAUCCAAGCCUUUAUCGUACCAUUGUUGGGAGUUUGGUUUACCUGACUGUCACUAGACCGAAUAUUGCUCAUGCAGUUCAUGUGGUUAGCCAGUUUGUCACUACUCCUACUACUGUUUAUUGGGGAGUUGUUCUUCGUAUUUUAAGAUAUUUACGUGGUACUCAGUUCCGCACUCUUAUGUUUCCAUCUACAUCCUCUCUUGAGCUGCGUGCCUAUAGUGAUGCAAAUUGGGAUAGUGAUAUUUAUGAUCGUAAGUCCACUAUUGGGUAUUGUGUUUUUCUUGGAGAUUCACUGAUAUCAUGGAAAAGCAAGAAACAAGAUGUUGUUUCUCGAUCUUCUACAGAAUCUGAGUAUCGAGCCAUGGCUAUCACCACUUGUGAGAUUGUUUGGUUGAGAUGGCUUCUUGCAGAUAUGGGCGUUCACAUCUCUCAGCCUACCCCUUUGUAUUGUGAUAACGAGAGUGCGAUAAUGAUUGCCAAGAAUUCAGUGUUUCAUGAGCGCACAAAUCACCUUGAGAUUGACUGUCAUUUCACACGUCAUCAUCUCCAGAAGGGUACUAUCUCCCUUCCUUAUGUUCCUUCCUCUUUACAGAUUGUUGACAUUCUUACGGAGCCGUUGACUGCUCCUUGA
Molecule: messenger RNA, 705 nt
Organism: Lactuca sativa (garden lettuce)
Lineage: Eukaryota; Viridiplantae; Streptophyta; Magnoliopsida; Asterales; Asteraceae
Source: RefSeq, a predicted model, not a curated record